AUGACUAGAGGAAAUAUUCGCUUUGACUUUUGUUCGCAAGGAGUGACCAAGACUUGCGAGAACUACCUGAACUGGCGGUUUGGCAAGGACGGUUGUGAUUUGUGGACCAGCAAGUUAACACUGUGGAACAAAUUUGUAGACGCCAUUCAACCCAGUUUUGUGUGUCCUUUCCAUCCAGGACACUACACUAUUACCAAUAUUACACUCGAUGCAAAGAAGAUGGAAAUGAUACCAGUGGAGGACCGGGAGUGGUUUGUCACCCUGCAAGCAUACGGUGACAAUGAGCAACCUUGGAUGUGCACCGUCUUCGACGUCAAGUUGUUCCGCACGGGGCGACGCAGGGGACCCAAGUAGCAAGGACUUCUGCGCCCACCGAAACCACCACAGGAU
This is a messenger RNA of Thrips palmi, 390 nucleotides long. RefSeq lists its product as uncharacterized. The record is from RefSeq and is a predicted model, not a curated record. The transcript has 3 exons. Lineage: Eukaryota; Metazoa; Arthropoda; Insecta; Thysanoptera; Thripidae. The coding region runs from base 1 to 354 and encodes 117 amino acids.